UAAAAUGCAUGUAUGACAUUAUGCAAAUGAUGAUUGGUGCAAUUCACCAAAUGGUAGUUUGGGUAUUAUGUAUAAUUUUUUGUAAUUUUUGUCCUAAUCAGGUCAUAAACGAUGGAACAACAUAAUUGUGAUGAUCGACCUAAAUGCUGCUACCGUUUUAUUUAAUGACCCUAAUUUGACCAUAAGUACUGGUAAUUAUUUUUUUCCCUUUGUUACAUACAGAUAUUUUUCAACAACUUGUGUGAUUCUUGUUUAAGAUCAGGAUUAUAUUAUUGUUUAAUCAUUCUGUUACUCAUAGUCUUUUGAGACGGAUGUCUAUUGUGUUGUGGCUUUGGUGAUAUCAGGAGAAUCUCAUACCCAGAAACUUCACGGAUAUUAAACUAAGUUAUAAUAAUGGAAAAGAAGACAAUGGAACGGUCAUGUGCAGCAGCAGCUGCUGUUAGUAAUAAAAAAUUGACAUAUGCCAAUGUGGUUGCUGGAAAAAAGCCUCUUCCUAUUCUUGACGGACCUGAUUCCGAGGAGGAGUUCACUUCUAAACCACAUGAAUGGGUAAAAGUGGAAAGGAAGAGGCCUAAAGAGGCAAAGAAAGGCCAUUUGAAGCUCUAUCUAAAAAAGAGGUCAUUUAAAACUCAACUGUCAACUCCAAGAAUGACAACAAAAAAAACGAAAGUUACAAAAACGCCACCAGAAGAACCAACACCCUCACCACCAUCACCAUCAAGAACAACAACAACCCCUGGAAAUGAUGAAGAAAGAAAAGUUGGAAGAAUAUCCCCGCCACUCCCACCACCUGUAACGCAGUCAACAACAACAACAAUGGGCGAAAGAACGUACAGUGAUUUUAUAGACAUUUUAAACGAUUGGGUUUUGAAGAGAGCAGGUGUUGGGAAGAUGUACCUCCCAAAAUAUUAUGAAGGGAAGGAACGUAAGGAAUUUCUUGAGGUAAUGAUGCCUUAUUUAAAUCCUACACUCUUUUUUUUACCAUCGUCAUCUGAUGCUGGUUGUCAGGAAAAUGUUGUGCAGGAAACGCCUCCUUCACCACCUCAUCAAUCUGUCAUAGUGGUGACUGAUCAGCCGCAUACGGUACGGGAUAGUCCUCAUUUAAGGGAUCUGCUGCAACGAUCCAGCAAUAUCGAUUUGGAUCAUGAGGAAGAAAAAAUACCUCCUUCGCAAAUUUAUCGUCCCGAUGGUAAAGACCUGAAUGAGGUGUUUUUUGUUCCUGAAUUUCAUCAGUGUGUUGCUGGAGAUCAGGAGGCGUUGGAACAAGAACAUCUGACAACUGAAAUGCCUCAACCAUCUGAUGAGGAUGUUGUUCUUGUUCCAGACUCUCCUGAUCUAGUGAAACAGAUGCCUGUCCGGGAAGAUAGCAAAGAAAAAAUACCUCCCCUAAACAGAGAAUUGGAGGGGGUGCCGUGCACACCAGAGGAUCUUGCUUUGCUAGACUUCUCGGACUUGCUAUAUUAUGAAGAAAAUAGGAAGUGCCAUUCAAAAAGAGACAAAUUACCAAACGGAUUGCCUAUGACAGAAAAUUCGUCAGAUGGGGACGUCCUGAAAUAUCUUUCAGGAUCGUUUCCAGAUAAUGAAUCAAAUGUAACAGGCAACCAAUCAGAAUCACCACUCUGUACACCAAUUGUAAACGUGGAUUCUGAUUCUCCUCUUCGAGGUCAAAUAGUUCAUAAUCUCUUUGAUGAGAUUACGAAUGGGAAAGUGCAACUUGAGGGGUUGCAAUCAUCACAACUUGGGCAGGAUGUCCAACUCCAGCAGUUUCUGGAGUCGAACAUCCUCACCAAGGCUGAGGAGCGUUCAUCACUUACAACUAACAAGUUGCAAGAGGUGAAUGAACCUCAUACCUCUCAAGUUGCAUCGACAUCCUCCGCUUAUAUCAGGUCUGAUCCUACUAAGCGGAAGCUUGACCUCGAUGGGGGGAAUUCAAAGAAGCGACAGAGGAGGCAGGACAGGGACCCUGUCUUGAGAUCACUUUUGAAAAGUCCCAAUGAAAGGAGACCUCCUCAUGCAAUUGGUGUUCUACCGGGUGGUAAUGUUGGAAAUGGUGUACCCCAUAAAGACAAUCCCAACAUCCGGGCAAUUUUAAGUGGCACACAUUCUGUGGUACACCCUUUCCAUGAUACCAAGAUGGCGACGUCUUUUUUAGGGCUUCGUCAAAAGACGACAAAAAAAACGUAGCCAAUACUCAGAUUGGUGGUCACCAGGUCAUCAACCAAAAUGGCCCUUCUUCUUUUUCUUCUUCUUCUCCUUCCGAUGAUGAUG
Molecule: messenger RNA, 2268 nt
Organism: Lineus longissimus
Lineage: Eukaryota; Metazoa; Nemertea; Pilidiophora; Heteronemertea; Lineidae
Exons: 5
Coding region: 394-2184 (596 amino acids)
Source: RefSeq, a predicted model, not a curated record